AUGGCCGCAGUUCAAGGUGCUAUCUCCAAGCGCAGAAAGUUCGUCGCCGACGGUGUCUUCUAUGCCGAGCUGAACGAGUUCUUCCAGCGCGAGCUGGCCGAGGAGGGCUACUCCGGUGUUGAGGUCCGCGUGACUCCCACCGUCACCGACAUCAUUGUCCGUGCCACCCACACCCAGGAGGUUCUCGGUGAGCAGGGUCGCCGCAUUCGCGAGCUCACCUCCCUCAUCCAGAAGCGUUUCAAGUUCCCCGAGAACUCCGUUUCCCUCUACGCCGCCAAGGUCCAGAACCGCGGUCUCUCCGCUGUCGCUCAGUGCGAGUCCCUCCGCUACAAGCUCCUGAACGGUCUUGCCGUUCGUCGUGCCUGUUACGGUGUCCUCCGUUUCAUCAUGGAGUCCGGUGCUAAGGGUUGCGAGGUUGUUGUGUCCGGAAAGCUCCGUGCCGCCCGUGCCAAGUCCAUGAAGUUCACUGACGGUUUCAUGAUCCACUCCGGUCAGCCCGCCAAGGAGUUCAUCGACUCCGCCACCCGUCACGUUCUCCUCCGCCAGGGUGUUCUCGGAAUCAAGGUCAAGAUCAUGCGUGGCUCUGACCCCGAGGGCAAGGCCGGCCCCCAGAAGACUCUCCCCGACUCCGUUACCAUCAUCGAGCCCAAGGAGGAGCAGCCCGUUCUCCAGCCCGUUUCCCAGGACUACGGUGCCAAGGCCAUCGCUGCCCAGCAGGCUGCUGAGCAGCAGCGUCUUGCUGAGCAGCAGGCCGCUGAGGCUGAGGGUCCCGCUGAGACUUUUGCUCAGGAGUAA
Messenger RNA from Penicillium olsonii, 795 nucleotides. The record is from the annotation of a GenBank genome assembly. NCBI's taxonomy places the organism in Eukaryota, Fungi, Ascomycota, Eurotiomycetes, Eurotiales, Aspergillaceae.